Messenger RNA from Trichechus manatus latirostris (Florida manatee), 1779 nucleotides. RefSeq names its product ubiquitin conjugating enzyme E2 F (putative) (gene UBE2F). The transcript is spliced from 9 exons. The record is from RefSeq and is a predicted model, not a curated record. Lineage: Eukaryota; Metazoa; Chordata; Mammalia; Sirenia; Trichechidae. Bases 17 to 535 code for a protein of 172 amino acids.
GGUAAAGGCAGCAGUGAUGCUAACUCUGGCAAGCAAAUUGAAGCGGGAUGAUGGUCUCAAAGGGCCCCGCUCGUCAGCCACAGCUUCCGACUCCACACGGAGGGUGUCUGUGAGGGACAAGCUGCUCGUCAAAGAGGUUGCAGAACUUGAAGCUAAUUUACCUUGUACCUGUAAAGUGCAUUUUCCUGAUCCAAACAAGCUUCACUGCUUUCAGCUGACCGUAACCCCAGAUGAGGGUUACUACCAGGGUGGAAAAUUUCAGUUUGAAACUGAAGUUCCUGAUGCCUACAACAUGGUGCCCCCCAAAGUGAAAUGCUUGACCAGAAUCUGGCACCCCAACAUCACAGAGACAGGGGACAUCUGUCUGAGUUUACUGCGAGAACAUUCGAUUGACGGCACUGGCUGGGCUCCCACGAGGACGCUGAAGGAUGUUGUUUGGGGAUUAAACUCUUUAUUUACUGAUCUUUUGAAUUUUGAUGAUCCACUGAAUAUUGAAGCCGCAGAACAUCAUUUGCGGGACAAGGUCGAUGCAUAAGCCAUGACUUCUAUGUCUCAGGAGCAUCAGCUAUUUCAUAAUGGGGCUGUACCACAGUUUUUAACCAUUCUCUUAUUGGCGAACAUUUGGAUUUUCCCCAUGAUAUGUUUUUUCAAUGACAAACAAUAAUGCAAUAAAUACCACUUGUACACAUAUUCCUACAUGCUGGUGCUUUCAUUUCCACAGAAGAGAGUCUCAAAACUGGGGUUACUGGGCCCGAGAGCCUGUGUGUCCUUAGUUUGAGUAACUUUAGCUUGUUCGUCCUUGGGCAGUGCAGGGGCCCGUCUCCUGGCUCUGGGCUCCUCUCGGUCAGUUUCUGGUAAAAAUCGCAUUUUACUUUCUGAGCUUCUAGAAAAAGACACAAAUGUGUAUUGGCUGUUUGCGUCUCUGUGAAUUACCUCUUCAUAUUCUUGAGCCAUUUUUCUGUUGGAUCAUUUUGAUUUUCCUUGUUGAUUUUUAGGAGGUCUUUGUAUAUUGUUGGGUGUUAACCUUUGGUCUGUCACUUUUGCAAAUACCAGGGGCACAGCUCUGUCAGACUAACCAGUCUAUUAGACUGCGUUUCCAUCUUGUCUACUUACACAUGGAUUCGAGAUGUUUCCAGGAAGACACUUGUUUAAAAAGACUAUUUACCUAGAAAUAAAAUGUCAAAACCCACUGGGAAGGGAAAGAUGAGUAUAACAAAACCCCUAGCUGAUGGGACUGUCGUUGUUGAAAACAGAUGCACUGUAGUUCAAGGCAGCAGGAGCCUCAGGCGCUGGGAGUCUGUCUCGUGGAAAAGCGUGGGAAGCUUCACAGGUGGGAGCACUGUCCUGGCGGAGGCGUGGGGUGAACUCUGCACAGUGGGUCCUCACACAGAGCUCGAUGAGCAGCAUCAUGGUACCGUAGGAGCCUGUGGAGGGUGCAUAGAUGGCCCCUACGGGACCACGACUGAGCUUGUUAGAAGUCGUUAGACUCCCCUCAGGGACAAAGGGAGUUUGGCUUUAGCAUAAGCCUCACGGUGACUGGAUGUAGUGACGGGACCUGGGACCUCGUCUUCUGAACCGUAGUUUUCCCUCUGGAAUCCUUGCCACCCUGGAGGCAGCCACCUGACACGGGUUGGUUGAUGCAGGCUGUGAACAUACGAGACAGUUCCACAUGCUCUCUCCUUGGUUCUCAACGUUGUGCGUGAUGCCAAGAGGGAUUGCUUCUGUUUAAGACCUGCUGAGUGCCAGGAUGUGUGAGUUUUUAAACGUGCCAGGUCUAAC